AUGUAUUUAGUGGCUCCAGAAUUCCUGAUACCACUAGCUGAUGUGACGUGUGCAUUUGGGGAGACGGUGGUCUUGUGCUGUAAAGUGUGUGGACGUCCCAAACCCAACAUCACUCUGAAAGGACCUGAUCAGAGCCCGGUUGUCAACAACAGUCGGUUCACUAUCAACAUUAGGUACAUGGACUAUAAGGUUUCUAGUUAGAAGUUCUAGAUCAGAUCUCCAACCCUGUUCCUGGAGAGCAAACCUCCUGUACAGCCUGGUCUCAUAGACUAGACGUAACAUAGUAAACAUAAAUCCGGGAUAUUUAAAUUAGUAUGAUACUGUAUGUUACGUUUGGUAUGGUUACAUGAGACGAGGUUACUUAAGGGAAAAACUAAAAGAGGGUGGUUGGUCGGGGGUAUAACGCAAAUGUCCAGCAACCCAAAGGUUGCGCGUUCAAAACUCAUCAUGGACAACUUUAGCAUUUUAGCUAAUUAGCAACUUUGUAACUACUUGCUACUUUGCAAAUACUUAGCAUGUUAGCUAACCCUUCCCCAACCCUAACUUAACCAUUUAACCUAACUCCUAACCAUAACCCUUUAACCUAACCUUAACCCCUAACCCCUAGACUAGCUAAUGUUAGCUACCUAGCUAACAUUAGCAUUAGCGGCUUAGCUAAUGGUAGCCACUACAAAUUGGAAUUCGUAACAUAUCAUACGUAUUGCAAUUUCUUAACAUAUUGUAGGAAAUGGAUGAUGGACUUCCACAAAUGAAUAUACAGUUCCUUCAGAAAGUAUUCACACUCCUUUACUUUUUCCACAUUUUGUUGUGCUACAGCCUGAAUUUAAAAAUUAUUAAAUUGAGAUUAUUUGGUCACUGGCCUACACACAAUACCCCAUAAUGUCAAAAGGGGAAUUAUGUUUUUUGACAUUUUUACAAACUAAUUAAAAAUGAAAAGCUGAAAUGUCUUGAAUCAAUAAGUAUUCAAUCCCUUUGCUAUGGCAAGCCUAAAUAAAUUCAGGAGUAAAAAUGUGCUUAAGUCACAUAAUAAGUUGUAUGGACUCCUUCUGUGUGCAGUAAUGGCGUUUAACAUGAUUUUGGAAUGACUACCUCAUGUCUGUACAAUUAUCUGUAAGGUCCCUCAGUUGAGCAGUGAAUUUCAAACACAGAUUUAACCACAAAGACCAGGGAGGUAUUCCAAUGCCUCACAAAGAAGGACACCUAUUGGUAGAUGGUAGACUUUUUCCACGUUUUGUUACAGCCUUAUUCUAAAAUGGAUAAAAUAAAUAAUAAAUCAUCAUCAAUCUACACGCAAUACCCCAUAAUGACAAAGCGAAAACAGGUAAAAAAAUAUUUUUAAAAAAACAACAUAUAUAUAUAUAUAUAUAUAUAUAUAUAUAUAUAUAUAUAUUUACACACAUUAUUUACAUAAGUAUUCAGACCCUUUGCUAUGAGACUCGAAAUUGUGCUCAGGUGCAUCCUGUUUCCAUUGACCAUCCUUGAGAUGUUUCUACAAGUUGAUUGGAGUCCACCUUUGGUAAAUUCAAUUGAUUGGACAUGAUUUGGAAAGGCACACACCUGUCUAUAUAAGGUCCCACAGUUGACAGUGCAUGUCAGAGCAAAAACCAAGCCAUGAGGUCAAAGAAAUUGCCCCGUAGAGCUCCGAGACAGGAUUGUGUCGAGGCACAGAUCUGGGGAAGGGUACCAAAAACAUUCUGCAGCAUUGAAGGUGGCCUCCAUCAUUCUUAAAUGGAAGAAGUUUGGAACCACCAAGACUCUUCCUAGAGCUGGCCGCCCGGCCAAACUGAGAAAUUGGGGGAGAAGGGCCUUGGACAGGGAGGUGACCAAGAACCCGAUGGUUACUCUGACAGAGUUCCUCUGUGGAGAUGGUAGAACCGCUAAGGACUAGGGAGUAUUUCAAGAUAAUAAAGAAACGGUAUGGAGCUAAGCACAGGCAAAAUCCUAGAGGAAAAUCGGGUUCAGUCUGCUUUCUACCAGGCACUGGGAGAUUAAUUCACAUUUCAGCAGGACAACAACCUUAAAAAAGGCCAAAUCUACACUGGAGUUGCUUACCAAGGACAGUGAAUGUUCCUGAGUGGCCGACUUACAGUUUUGACUUAAAUCUACAUGAAAAUCUAUAGCAAGACCUGAAAAUGGUUGUCUAGCAAUGAUCAACAACCAAUAUGACAGAGCUUGAAUAAUUUUGAAAAGAAUAAUGGGCAAAUGUUGCACUAUCCAUGAGUGGAAAGCUUUUAGAGACUUACCCAGAAAGACUCACAGCUGCAGUCGUUGCCAAAGGUGCUUCUACAAAGUAUUGACUCAGGGGUGUGAAUACUUAUGUAAAUUAGAUAUUUAUGUUUUUCAUUUUCAAUAAAUUAGCAAACAUUUCUAAAAAUAUUCUCACUUUGUCAUUAUGGGGUAUUGUGUGUAGAUGGUUGAGAGAGAAAUCUAUUUAAUCCAUUUUAAAUUCAGACAGUAACAGAACAAAAUGUGGAAUAAGUCAAGGGUUAAAUACUUUUUGAAGGCACUGUAUACCAUGCGAAAUAUAACAUAUCGUACUAAAUGCAGUGUCUCAGAUUUACGUACAGAAUCUUACGAAAUGCUCUGAGACCAGGUUGUCCUCUAGGUUUUCACUCCAACCCUAAUCUAUGGCACCGGAUUCUAAUAAUUAGCUGGCUGAUAAACUGAGAGGUUAGUUGGAGCGAAACCCUACAGGAGGAUAGCUCUCCUUAUUUUUUUAUUUUUUUAUUUUUACAAUUCGCGAUUGUUUAUACCAAUCUAAAACUAUGCAGAAAUCUGCAAUUCCUUAGGCUAGAAACAAGCAGUAAAAUCCCAGAGGAAGUUGCGACUGAUGCACAAGAAUGGUUUGUCUCUAUGACAUUCAGAAGCUGAGCUACGACCAUCUAAAGUCGAGGAGUCAUAGAAAUUGGACUUUGCUUGGAAAGAGAUCUUAUACAAUGUGUGACUGUCACUAUCAAUUGAUCAAAUCACUUUCUGUAAAAGAGAAUAUGUAUAAUUAAAUUGAGGGUUCAUAUAAAUUAUCAUAAUAUAACAUAUUUGGUAGCGGAAUAACAUUUGGGGAAAUCGGGUCUAGACUUUAUUUUCCUUAUCCAUUAUUAUUAUUAUUAUUAUUAUUAUUAUUAUUAUUAUUAUUAUUAUCAUCAUCAUUAAAUAGCCUAUCUAAAAGAUGCCAUGAGUCUUGUUAAACUAUGUAAAAUUGCAGGAAAGGAGCUUCAACACAACAACAUUUUCAUAGGCCCUCCAGCUUGAUAUUUUUCAAAUGUGAAAAAGGGGGCCGUGGGGAAAAAAGGUUUGGAACCUCUGGUCUAGAUGAUCACAGGAAUUUAGCGACAUCCAGUGGAGCCUGAUGGAGGAAGGAUGGCUCAUAGUAAUGGCUAAAAUAAAAUAAGUGGAAUGUGUCCAACUUGUGUAAACCAUAUGUUUCAUACUGUUCCAUUCAUUCCAUUCCAGCUAGUACUAUGAGCCUGUCCUCCGAUUUUUUUGUCCACUGGCCACCAAUGUUGGUAUCCAAUUUCUAAUUUAACUUGUGAUGAAUGAAUGGAAGUGCAUAGCCAAAUGUUGCAGAAUGGAGGUUACUAAUGUUGCCUCAAAACUUAUAAGAGCAGGAAGUGAGAUGAAAGAAACAUCUCUGGUACCCUACUAUGUAGGGAAAAGUUCCACUCUAUUGUCUGAGAUAAUUGCUUAAAGGUAAGGCCUAAUCCCAUUGUAAAUCCAUUGAGUAGACUAAACAUGUUGUUGGGGGACUAACAUGAAUUUAGAUGGAGCUCAGUAAAAGAAGCAAUCAGCUAAAGCAUAUACCAACGUUCUGUCCCAAAUGGCACCCAAUUCCCUAUAUUGUGCACUACUUUUGACCAGGACUCAUAGGGCUACGGUCAAAAGUAGUACACUAUGUAAGGAAUAGAGUGCCAUUUGGGAUGUAACUCAAAUGUAACAAAGGUCAAGCUCUAUUUUCAGCAACCAAUCAAACCUGGCCUCUUCUUCUCUGUCCUUGUUUCCAGGGAUACGGGUGACAUUCUGCUGAAGAUCUGUAACCUGAUGCCCCAGGACACUGGCAUCUACACCUGUGUGGCUGUCAACGACCAUGGCACUGCCUCCUCCUCCGCCUCUAUCAAAGUACAAGGUAAGAGGAAGGGAAGAGAGGGGGGUUAUGGAUGAUGGAUGGAGGGAGGAAUGAGGUAGGAGGUGAGGUUCUCUAUGGCCAUGGAGACUACUGAUGUUGGGCUGAUGUCUGUUUUCAGGUAUACCAACAGCACCUGCGAGGCCCGUGGCCCAGGAGGCCAGUAGCAAUGCAGUGAUCGUCCACUGGCUCCCCCCUGCCAGCUCAGCUAGCUGUGCCGUGUCCAGCUACACAGUAGAGUACAGGCAGGAAGGUACAGUAGGCCCAUCUCUUCUGGCUCUGGGGUGAAGUUGCUCCUAGGUACAGAUCUAGGAUCAGUCUCCCCUCCCCAAUUCUAACCUUAACCAUUAGUAGGGGAAAUGCAAAACUGACCCAAGAUCACCAUCUAGGCCCAACUUCACCUACAAUUCACAAGCUACAGACAGUCACCUGAAAUCUUUGAACUACGACUUGUUGACCUAACCUCUUCGUUCUCUUCCCUGCAGACUCCCUAGUGUGGCAGCAGUCAGUGGUCUCUACGGUAGAUGUGUGUGUUAAGAUUGAAGAUCUCAUUCCUGGGGGGCACUACCAGUUCCGGGUCAAUGCCAGUAACCCCUGGGGGGUCAGUCCGCCCAGCGAGCCCUCCAACAUGGUGACCCUGCCCAGCGGGAGUGAGUCAAACCCUCCACCUUCACACUACAAGCAGGGAGGGAGUUACGCAAAUACCUAGACUAUACAUACGUCCUAAAUGGCACCCUAUUCCCUAUAUAGUGCAAUACUUUUGACCAGGGCACAGGUGCCUGCUCCUAGAAUGCAUACUAAAUGGCACCCUAUUCCCUAUACAGUGCACUGCUUUUGACCAGAGCCCUAUGGUGAAAUGUAGGGCACCAUGAAGGGAAUAGGGUGCCAUGAAUAGGGUGCCCAUGAAGGGAAUAGGGCGCAGUGGUCUAAGGCACUGCAUCGCAGUGCUAACUGUGCCACUAGAGAUCCUGGUUCGAAUCCAGGCUCUGUCGCAGCCGGCCGCGACCGGGAGACUCAUGGGCGGCGCACAAUUGGCCCAGCGUCGUCCAGGGUAGGGGAGGGAAUGGCCGGCAGGGAUGUAGCUCAGUUGAUAGAGCAUGGCGUUUGCAACGCCAGGGUUGUGGGUUUGAUUCCCACGGGGGGGCAGUAUAAAAAAAUAUAUAUAUGUAUUCACUAACUGUAAGUCGCUCUGGAUAAGAGCGUCUGCUAAAUGACUAAAAUGUAUGUAAAUGUAAUUUUGGAAGCAGUGUCUCACGAUUGGUAUUUCAGCCUCAUUACGAAAACCAGUCAUGGCAGAUCGAGAGGUCCUUGAGGAAACGUUACUGUAUGAAUGUAGCUACAGUGUAAAUAUUGACUAAUAAAUAUUCAAUUUGUUUUCUCUCUAUUCUAAGCUUCCACAAAUGAUGGAAUGGGCAUUCAGUGGAAAGACAACUUUGAAUCGAGUUUCACAGAAAUGUGUGAGAUCGGACGGUAAAGUGCACACCUCCACUGUUUUGAAGCAGCCUACCAUAAUAAUUUGUUGUAUUUUAUUGGGAUUUUUCAUACAAAAGUUAUACAAAUUCUCAUAACAAAGGCUCAUGGCAGCAGUUUGAUAGGUACAACAAUGACAUUUUACAACUACUCUCCUACUCCUCUCCCUUCUCCAGGGGCCGAUUCUCUGUAGUGAGAAAGUGUCUGAACAAGGCCAGUAAGAAGGAGGUGGCUGUGAAGUACGUCACUAAGAAGAUGCAAAGGAAGGAGCAAGUGGCCCACGAGGCAGACAUCUUGAGCCACGUCCAGCAUCCUCAGCUGGUGGCUCUGACUGACACCUAUGAGUCCCCCACCUCCCUCAUGUUGGUCUUCGAGCUGUAAGGAACUUUCUGCUGUGGACUUCAGCUGUUUCUCAAUUAAUCUUUCCUUGAUUUCUUGCAUCCUCUCUCCUCGCCUCCUUCUCAAAAUGCAUUGGAGAAGAAGGUCCGGGUGGAGGGACUUUGGACCUUAUCCUCCAUUACGAUUGAGGAGGCGGCAAGGAGAGAGGAAUCGAGAAAAUAUUAAUUGAGAAAGAGGGAUGGAUUAUUGUAUAGCCUGGUGGUUCAGUCUGUUUUUGCUUUUAGCCAAUUCCUCACUGUGUUGCUAACUGCCAAGCCUAACAUGUGAAGCUUAUGGCAUGACAAUCAUAGAAGAGUUGAACCCAGUAAAGGACCCAGGCUAGGGAUUAUAGUUUACACUUGGCUUUGUUAGUGUAAAUUAACUUAGUCAUUGAUUGCAUCCUAAAUGGCACCCUAUUCCCUACAUAGUGCACUGAUUUUGACCACAGACCUAUGUAGUAGUGCAUAAUACAGGGAAUAGGGUGCCAUUUGGGACGCACAAUAGUGUCAUAGUGUGGUCUGAAUAAAUGUUUGUCUCGUGUUGUUUCCAGGCUGGAGGGUGGGAGGCUGCUGGACUACCUGGUGGCCCAUGAUGAGCUGAUGGAGGAGAAGGUGGCCUUCUUUGUGAAGGACACCUUAGAGGCUUUGCAGCACCUCCACACCUGCAGAGUGGCCCAUCUAGACCUAAAGGUGAACACAAAGCACACAUCGGUACCAAUGCUAAGGACAUAUGUUAUUAAAGUGACAUUACACUUUAGUUUGACAGAUGUUUUCAGACCUCUAAAGUAGUCUGUCAAGAUGAAACCACGUCCCACGACACCCCAAAUUAAUGGAAAUCAGUCAACUUUUGUGGUCUAAAAGAAUCUGACAAACUUUCAGUGAAAUGUCACUUUAACUUGAUCUUGGUCAAACCCAUUAACAAACCCAUUCCUCUCGUGUGUCUUUAGCCUGAGAACCUCCUGGUGGAUCUCCACGUGCCUGUUCCUUCUAUCAAGCUCAUAGAUUUAGGAGAUGCGGUCCAGGUGUCUGGUCACCGUUAUGUCCACCUUCUCCUGGGUAACCCCGAGUUUGCGGCUCCCGAGCUGAUCCAGGGCACAGCAGUGUCCCUGAGCACUGACGUGUGGAGCGCCGGGGUUCUGGCCUACGUCAUGCUGAGCGGCGUCUCGCCCUUCCUGGACGAGAGCCUGGAGGAGACGUGCGUCAACAUCUGCAAGCUGGACUUCUGCUUCCCCGAGGACUACUUCCAGGGAGUGAGCCAGGCAGCCAGGGACUUCAUCAGCUCUACCCUGCAGCAGGACCCCCGGAAGAGGCCCAGUGCCACCAUCUGUCUUCAACACCCCUGGGUGAGUGCCCACAGUGGAGACUACUCCAAGACCCCACUGGACACGGGCCGCCUGGCCUCCUUCAUCGACAGACGGAGACAGCUACACGACGUGCGCCCUGUCACCAACAUCAAGGGACUAUUGACCAGCAGCAUGGGACACACCCUAUGA
Molecule: messenger RNA, 7457 nt
Organism: Coregonus sp. 'balchen'
Lineage: Eukaryota; Metazoa; Chordata; Actinopteri; Salmoniformes; Salmonidae
Source: the annotation of a GenBank genome assembly